Molecule: messenger RNA, 2847 nt
Organism: Plasmodium yoelii
Lineage: Eukaryota; Apicomplexa; Aconoidasida; Haemosporida; Plasmodiidae
Product: Ran-binding protein, putative
Exons: 1
Coding region: 1-2847 (948 amino acids)
Biological process (GO): mRNA splicing, via spliceosome
Cellular component (GO): nucleus
Molecular function (GO): RNA binding
Source: RefSeq, a predicted model, not a curated record
AUGUCAUCGAAAAAUAGAAAAUACAAAGAUAAUAAUUAUAGGGAUAGAAAUGAAAAAAUAAAAAAUAAUUGGGAUAGUGAAUAUGAUAAAGAAAAUGGAAAUAGAAGAGAAAGAGAAAGAGAAAAUUGGGACAGUUCCAGAAAAAUAGGAAAAGGAUAUAGAGAACAUUUUAAUAAUAAAAAUUAUGAUGAUUGGCAUCAUAAAAAUAAUAACUAUUUUGAGACAGAAAAUAAAAGGAGAACUAAUUUUGAUGUAUAUUAUAAAAAUAAUAAUGAAAGAAAAUAUGAUAAACAUUUUAAAACAGACAUUAAGAGUAAAGAAAGGAAAAGAUCUCGAAAUUAUAAUAAUGAUGAAAAUGAAAAUGAAAAUGAUAGUGAAAUACGUUAUACACAUUCAGAUAAAAAUAAAAAAUAUAAAAAAAAUAAUAAAGAAUAUGAUGAUAAUACAAAAUAUAUAAAAAAUUUAGAUGAAUAUUUAGAAAAAAGACCUAAUAUUGAAUUAUCAAGAUUUAUUUAUAUAUAUAAAAUAGAAAAUGAUACAACAGAAGAAGAAAUCGAUGAUGUAAUCAGAAAUGUAGCUAUCAAUAAUGGGUUCUCUUUACCUAUUAAUAUAUAUAUAAAUAAAUUAUCUUAUUUUUCUACAUGUGAUGAAUUAUUUGUUAGAGAAGAUUUAGAAUUUUUAAAAAAUAAUUUUUAUUUUAAUUAUAUAUAUCAACAUAAUAUAAUAAAUUCGCAAAUUGAAAAUACAAUCACUGAUAAUACAUGUUGUAUAAUUGAAUUUCCAUCAAGUGAAGCAAGUAGAAAAUUAUUUUCUCUUUAUGAACUUAGUAAUUAUUCCAUCACAAUUAAAAAUAAUAUAAUUUCAUAUAUAUUUCCAUUAUUUAAAUUAAAAAAAAAAAAUAAUAAUAUACAUGAAGAAAAACAUCUAUUAAAAAAAUAUAGUGAUUGGAUAUGUUCAUCUUGUAAUUUUUUAAAUUUUUCUAGACGAAUUACAUGUCAUUUAUGUAAGGCAGAUAAAACUACAGAUGCUAAAUUAAUAGAUAAUGAAAAGAAUUCUAUUGCAUCAUCAUUUUUUUUAAAUCAUAAUAAAAUUAUAAAUACACAAAAUAGUAAUAAUUGUUCAAAUUAUUUAUCAAAAUUUACUACAAAUGAAACCUUAAGUAAUUUUCAUAUAAAUUCUACACAAAUUGUUAAUGAAAAUGUAGCGAAUUAUUCUAAUCUUCUCGAUUUUGAAAAACAAACAAAUUUUGAUUUAAAAAAUGGAGAAAAGGAAUUAAAACAUACUGGGAAAUAUGUUCAAGGAUACAAUAAUUCAUUGCUCUAUACAAAUAAUAAUGACACUAACGAUAGUAACAAUAAUAAUAAUAGUAGUAGUAGUAAUAAUAAUAACAACAAAUUUGACUUUCUUAAUAGCAAUAUAAAUGUGGAAAAAGGAACACAACAAAUUCUGAACGAUAAAGAAAAAACGAAUAUGCUAAUUUUAAAAGAUAUAGAUGGAAAUAUACCAAAUAAAGAUAUAUUAACAUUUUUAAAUGAAAUGUUUGAAAAAAGAAAUGUUAAAUAUUUAUAUCUAUUUAAUGAUAUUAAAGGGUCUAAUAAAAGAAAAGGGUUUUGUGUUAUCGAGUUUAAUAAUGAAUUUUUUUCUGAAAAAAUGAUGAAAGAAUUAGAUGGAAAUUAUUAUGUUAAAUUUCAAAAUAAUUAUUUAAAAUUAGAUUAUAUAUAUCAAAAAGAAAAAUCAGUUUUUUUUGAAUGUAUACAACUAGCUAAAUUAAAUAUUCAUAAAUCAUCUGCUUCUCAAAUUAACAAUUCUAUAUCAUAUUUUAAUUUUUUUAUUAACUAUUUAGAAGCUAUAAUAAAUACUAAUAUUAUUAAUUACACAUAUUUUCUGAACUGGUCAUCACAAAUUAUUAUUUUAAAAAAUGAAAAACCACAGCUAACUGAAUUCUUUUUUGAUUAUAAUAGUAAAUAUUAUUAUCAUCCAACUUAUCAAAUAUAUUUUGAUAAUAAUACAUCAUUUUAUAUGUCCUUAGCAAAUGGUUAUUAUAUAUGGAAUGAAAAUUCAAAAUGUCUUGUUCGAUUUUAUACGGAUAGUUCUCAAAUAAAUUAUAAAACAAGUUAUGAACAAAAUUGUGAAUCAAUACAAGGUAGUGAUGAGGUAUACAAUAAAAACAUAAAAAAUGAAAUAAAUCAAGAAGAUCCGAAAAUAUAUCAAAUUAAUAAAAAUGAUAAUGAAAUAGAUAAUCGUAGAACUAGCGAAAAUAAUAAGAUUAAUAUGAAAAUAUCAAAUAUUGUGGAAAAAGCCAAAAUGAUUGCCUUAGCAUCAAAACAAAAUAUGGAAAAAAUGAACAUAAAUGAAAUUAAUUUAGAAAAAAAUAAAAAACAAAAUGAUAUAAUUAAAAAACAUUUUUCGACAGAUUCAGCUGAUGAUGAUAAUGAUUUGUCAGAUCUUGACGAAUUAAAAAAAAAAAAAAAAAAAGGACACUAUAAUAAUAACACUAUUAAUAUUAAUGAUGAUAAAAUUGAUCAAAAAUCUAAACAUGAAAAUAAUUAUAAUGAAAAUCAUGAAAAAUUAUAUAAUAAUAAUCAAGUAGUAGAAAAUAUAAAUAAUUAUAAUGAUAAUAUUAAUAAUAUAAGGGAUGGAAAUUCAAUUAAUAAUAUUCGAGUUACUAACAAUUAUAAUGACAUAAAUAAUAUUAAUCACCAUCAAGAAAAUAUUGCUAAUUUAAAUAUUUGUUUUAUAUGUUUGAGAAAAUUUGAAAAUUCAACACUUCUUCAAAAACAUAUAGAUAUCUCAUUAUUACAUAAAAAAAAUAUCCAAUCAUUAUCCGACCUUACACCUGUUAGUUAA